Molecule: messenger RNA, 1991 nt
Organism: Prinia subflava (tawny-flanked prinia)
Lineage: Eukaryota; Metazoa; Chordata; Aves; Passeriformes; Cisticolidae
Gene: P4HA1
Product: prolyl 4-hydroxylase subunit alpha 1
Exons: 15
Coding region: 144-1754 (536 amino acids)
Biological process (GO): peptidyl-proline hydroxylation to 4-hydroxy-L-proline
Cellular component (GO): endoplasmic reticulum
Molecular function (GO): protein binding; iron ion binding; L-ascorbic acid binding
Source: RefSeq, a predicted model, not a curated record
GGCCAGGCCCGCCUAUAAGAGGCGCGGCGGGGCUGGCCGCGCUCAAUUGGUGAAGCCCCCGGGUAGAGCGCGGAGCUCCGGUACUGACCGCGCCCAGCAGCCCCCCGUGCUCAGGUGUGUGCUGAGGUGAGAGCUGUUGAGCAAUGGCGUUUAAGAAGGUUUGGUGUGCCCUAGCCCUGGGAUUUCUGCUGCAUUUCUCUUGUGCCCACACGGACUUCUUCACUUCCAUUGGUCAUAUGACAGACUUAAUUAAUACAGAAAAAGAUCUGGUCGUGUCACUCAAAGAUUACAUCAAGGCAGAGGAAAGCAAGCUGGAACAGAUCAAAAAAUGGGCAGAGAAGUUGGAUCAGCUGACAGCUACUGCCACGAAAGACCCAGAGGGGUUUCUGGGCCAUCCUGUGAACGCGUUCAAGUUGAUGAAACGGCUCAACACCGAGUGGGGUGAGCUGGAGAGCCUGGUCCUCAAGGACAUGUCAGAUGGCUUUAUCUCCAACAUGACAAUCCAGAGGCAGUUCUUCCCAAAUGAUGAGGAUCAGACUGGUGCAGCCAAGGCUCUCCUGCGGCUCCAGGACACCUACAACCUGGACACAGACACCCUCUCAAGAGGGAACCUGCCAGGUGUGAAGCACAAAUCCUUUCUAACAGCUGAGGAUUGCUUUGAGCUGGGGAAGAUUGCCUACACAGAGGCUGACUACUACCACACGGAGCUGUGGAUGGAGCAAGCCCUGAAGCAGCUGGAUGAGGGAGAAGUGUCCUCUGCAGACAAAGUCUACAUCCUGGACUACCUGAGCUACGCCGUGUACCAGCAGGGGGACCUGGGCAAGGCCAUGGCGCUCACCAGGCGCCUCCUGGAGCUGGAUCCUGAACAUCAAAGGGCAAACGGGAACAUGAAAUACUUUGAAUACAUCAUGGCUAAAGAAAAAGAAGCAAACAAAUCCAGCACGGAUUCAGAAGAGCAGCAGGAGAAGGAAACUGAGGUUAAGAAAAAGGAUUACCUGCCUGAGAGAAGGAAGUACGAAAUGCUGUGCCGUGGGGAGGGGCUCAAAAUGACUCCCCGGAGACAGAAGAGGCUCUUCUGCCGCUACUACGACGGGAACAGGAACCCCAGGUACAUCCUGGGCCCUGUCAAGCAGGAGGACGAGUGGGACAAGCCUCGGAUCGUUCGCUUCCUGGACAUCAUCUCUGACGAGGAGAUCGAGACCGUGAAGGAGCUGGCCAAGCCCAGGCUCAGCCGUGCUACUGUUCAUGACCCUGAGACUGGGAAACUGACCACAGCACAUUACAGAGUCUCUAAGAGCGCGUGGCUCUCGGGCUACGAGAGCCCGGUGGUGUCGCGCAUCAACACCAGGAUCCAGGACCUCACGGGGCUGGACGUGUCCACAGCAGAGGAGCUGCAGGUGGCAAAUUAUGGAGUGGGAGGACAGUAUGAGCCCCACUUUGACUUUGCACGGAAAGAUGAGCCAGAUGCUUUUAAGGAAUUGGGAACAGGCAACAGAAUUGCUACUUGGUUGUUUUAUAUGAGUGAUGUGUCAGCAGGGGGAGCCACGGUCUUCCCUGAAGUGGGAGCCAGCGUUUGGCCAAGAAAGGGCACAGCUGUGUUCUGGUACAAUCUCUUCCCGAGCGGAGAAGGCGAUUACAGCACGCGGCACGCGGCCUGCCCAGUGCUAGUGGGAAAUAAAUGGGUCUCCAAUAAGUGGCUCCACGAGCGGGGGCAGGAGUUCCGCCGGCCGUGCACGUUAUCGGAGCUGGAAUGAGCAGCCCGGGCUCCUGGGUUCUCGCUGUGUGGGACAGGCACACUCCUGCCAGUUUACAACUGACUAACAAACACUCCACCACAGGUUCACCCCACCCGUGCCAGCUGUGGACAGGACAAACUUGCUUUUAGUUCCCUCCAAAUCCCCCCUGAGGUUCGUCAGCAGAAAAUACCCAGGUUGACAAGUGUUACUGGAAAAAAAAAAAAAGGACAAAAUACAGAUGAGGGCCACAACUUA